AAGAGGGAGGGCCUUCAAUAGAAUGUUUUUAUUUAUUUCUUUGUUUCUGGUACAAGAAAAACAAUAUCAGUCGUGCAUUUGGAGAGCAAUGCACAUCCGUGCAUCCCAACAAACAUAAUCGUUUACUGGAUAUACCCACUAUAAACAGUAAGUGUUAUCGAAAAGGGGGAGAAUGAAGCGGCGCAAUGCGGACUGCAGCAAACUCCGUCGCCCGUUAAAACGGAACCGAAUCACCGAGGGUAUUCAUAGCAGUACCUUCUUGUACCUGAAAUUCUUGGUGGUGUGGGCGCUAGUGCUUCUGGCAGACUUUGUGCUGGAAUUCAGGUUUGAGUACCUGUGGCCGUUUUGGCUCUUCAUUCGGAGUGUGUAUGACUCCUUCAGGUAUCAGGGACUGGCAUUCUCUGUGUUUUUCGUAUGCGUUGCAUUCACCUCAGAUAUCAUAUGCCUGCUCUUCAUCCCUGUCCAAUGGCUGUUCUUUGCCGCCAGCACAUACGUGUGGGUGCAGUACGUAUGGCACACAGAACGAGGAGUGUGCCUACCCACUGUCUCCCUGUGGAUACUCUUUGUCUACAUCGAAGCUGCCAUCCGAUUCAAAGACUUGAAAAACUUCCACGUUGACCUCUGCCGCCCUUUCGCCGCCCACUGCAUCGGCUAUCCGGUGGUGACGCUGGGCUUUGGCUUCAAGAGCUACGUGAGCUACAAGAUGAGGCUGCGCAAGCAGAAGGAGGUGCAGAAGGAGAACGAGUUCUACAUGCAGCUGCUGCAGCAGGCCCUGCCGCCCGAACAGCAGAUGCUGCAGAGGCAGGAGAGGGAGGCAGAGGAAGCCGCCAACAAGGGUGCCUCGGACAGCGACUCCACCACAGCAGUCUCCCAGAACGGUGCUCCGGCCUCUAAGAAGCCGCCCGUCACGCUGCCCGAGCUCGAGUACAGAGAAAAGGGUGGCAAAGAUGGUGGCGGCGGCAAAGACAAAGACCGCGAAGCCAAGAAACAACAACAACAGCAUCAGCAUCAGCAGCAACACAGCAUAGGCAUCAACAACAACAUCUUGCACUCGGUGGACUCCAAACUCCAGGAGCUGGAAUACCUGGAGAACCACCUGAGCAGCAGCAGUAACAGCAGCAAGAGACUGAACAAUAACGAGCUGGCCGGCAGCGCCGAGAGCCUGCUCGUCAACAAGGACGAGGCGGGCUCCCCUCCUCCUCCAGCCCAUAACAAUAACAACCAUCACACGUCCACUUCCUCCUCCUCCUCCAAUAAGAACUAUAAAAACGCCACAGGGGGCGGGAGCUCGUCGCCGCGCAGCCACAGCUCCACCAAUGGCAGCGUGCCCUCGUCGUCGGGAGGAGGCUCGUCGUCGUCCGGCGGCUCCUCGUCCAAUAAGAACGAGAAGAAGCAGAAGUGCUCGGGCGGGAAGAGCCCCGCGGCGCACAAGGAUACCAUGGAGAACUGUAUCCCCAAUAACCAGCUCAGUAAGCCGGACGCCCUUGUACGGCUGGAGCAGGACAUUAAGAAGCUGAAGGCGGACUUGCAGGCGAGCCGGCAGCUGGAGCAGGACCUGCGCAGCCAGAUCAGCUCCCUCAGCAGCGCCGAGCGCAGCAUGCGCUCCGAACUGGGCCAGCUGCGCCAGGAGAACGAGCUGCUGCAGAACCGGUUGCACAACGCGGUGCAGGCUAAGCAGAAGGACAAGCAGACCAUCGUGGCGCUGGAGAAGCGUCUGAAGGCGGAGCAGGAAGCGCGGGCCGCGGCCGAGAAGCAGCUGGCUGAGGAGAAGAAGAGGAAGAAGAUGGAGGAGGCCACGGCAGCGCGAGCCGUCGCCCUCGCCGCAGCAUCCAGAGGGGAGUGCACAGACUCUCUGCGCGGGCGCAUCCGUGAGCUGGAGUCGGAGUGCAAGAAGCUCACGCAGGACAUGAAGCUGAAGGAGGAGCAGAUCCGAGAUCUGGAGGGCAAAGCACAGGAGCUGCGCAAGUACAAGGAGAACGAGAAGGAGACGGAGGUGCUGAUGUCGGCGCUGUCGGCCAUGCAGGACAAGACCCAGCACCUGGAGAACAGCCUGAGCGCCGAGACGCGCAUCAAACUGGACCUCUUCUCCGCCCUGGGUGACGCCAAGAGGCAGCUGGAGAUCGCACAAGGUCAGAUCAUGCAGAAGGAGCAGGAGAUCAAGGAGCUGAAGCAGAAGAUAGCGGAGGUGAUGGCGGUGAUGCCCAGCCUGUCCUACAGCAGCGAGGCCAACAGCAUGAGCCCCGUGGCGCCCCACUCCUACUCCUCCAAGUUCAUGGACACCAGCCCCUCCAGCCUUGACCCCAACGCCUCCGUCUACCAGCCCCUCAAAAAGUGAACUUUGACCCCCCCCAUCCUCACACACACACACCAUCCCCUUCCAUCUAUCCAGCCAGCCAUCCAUCCAUCCAUCUUUACUUCCUUCCAUACCUCUGAGAGAAGGUAAAGCAGCCGCUUUCUUCUCACAACCUCUACACCAGCCCUCCUCCUCCCCUCAUUCCCUCCUUCCAUUCCAUUUUCCUUUGUUCUGUUCUUGUUUUAUUUCUCUACCCAAUCUUUUGUUGUUCACUUUGGUUACAACUUUGACGAGGUUUUUGUGUGCUUGUGUGUGAUUGUGAAUGUGCGCUACUGCGUACGUGAAUGUGUAUG
Engraulis encrasicolus (European anchovy) is the source of this 2646-nucleotide messenger RNA. RefSeq names its product macoilin 1a (gene maco1a). The transcript is spliced from 11 exons. Gene Ontology annotation, cellular component: rough endoplasmic reticulum membrane. The record is from RefSeq and is a predicted model, not a curated record. NCBI's taxonomy places the organism in Eukaryota, Metazoa, Chordata, Actinopteri, Clupeiformes, Engraulidae. Gene Ontology annotation, biological process: neuronal signal transduction. Bases 173 to 2335 code for a protein of 720 amino acids.